Messenger RNA from Papaver somniferum (opium poppy), 986 nucleotides. RefSeq lists its product as uncharacterized. The transcript is spliced from 5 exons. The coding region runs from base 79 to 750 and encodes 223 amino acids. The record is from RefSeq and is a predicted model, not a curated record. NCBI's taxonomy places the organism in Eukaryota, Viridiplantae, Streptophyta, Magnoliopsida, Ranunculales, Papaveraceae.
CCACACAUCUCUCUCUCGCUUUCUUAACUUAAGAGAUUAAGUUCUAAAGAUUACAAAGAACGAUAGUGAUUUGAAAGAAUGUCAGCGAAAAAUCCAUUUCAAAACUUUCGGAACAUUUUUGUUAUCCUUACCCGGUAUAGAUCGAGUGUCAACUCCCCCAUCACAUACAACCGUCCAGACGUACCUAUAUCAAAACACAGGUGUGGGUCUGAUGAUCAAAAUCAAGGACUGCAGUUGCUUAAACCUGAUGAUUAUGCAGUGCAUACAGCUGAAUCACUCACAAAGAUCACCAGAAAGGUUGACAUGGACCGGACCGUUCAACAACUGACACCUUCGGAUACUACAUCUGUGUAUCGGUCAUGGACCCUGUGGACAAGAUGGAUUUUGGGAGCUAUGUUAACUCUAAUUCUACCCUUUUGGAAGGCAAAGUGGCAGAAGUUGCUAAGAUUAGAAGCUGAAGUGGAAAUGGCUGUAGAAGUAGUAGAACAUGUAGCAGAAACUGUAGAGAAAGUUGCUGUUGUGACGGAGAAAUUGUCAAUGGAGAUGGCCGAUAAAAUUCCAGGUGACGGGGAACUCAAGAAAGCAGUAUUGUUUGUAGAACGAGUAUCACAGGAGGCUGAAAAAGAUGCUCGAUUAACAGAAGACAUCCUUCACAAGCUUGAUGAUUUGAAGGAAGAUGUAGAAAAGCUUAUUGAUCCAAUAUUUGACGGGGAGAAAUCUAAAAGUACGAGAAGUGGGAAAACUUACUGAGCCUAUUUUGGAAGAGCAGAAGUGUGAUCAAAGGAAAGUACAGUGGUUUUUAAUUUUCAUUAUCUAAGAACAAAUUACUGGUUAUUGGUCAGUCAAUGUAUAUAAUGUGCGAUUAAAUUUAAAUAUUACUGCCAUUGUUGUUUCGCACCUUGAGUUUGAUUUCACAGCUUGUAUUUAACCAGGUAUAAUAAGCGUUGUAAGGCCAGAAAAAUGAAACAAAUUCCGAACUUUUUUUC